Molecule: messenger RNA, 1926 nt
Organism: Ricinus communis (castor bean)
Lineage: Eukaryota; Viridiplantae; Streptophyta; Magnoliopsida; Malpighiales; Euphorbiaceae
Product: CBL-interacting serine/threonine-protein kinase 6
Exons: 1
Coding region: 383-1681 (432 amino acids)
Biological process (GO): signal transduction; protein phosphorylation
Molecular function (GO): protein kinase activity; ATP binding
Source: RefSeq, a predicted model, not a curated record
AAGGAAAUAGAAAAACAAAAUCUCUCCGCUCUUCCUCUUCCUCUUCCUCUACCUCUUGAGGUAGGAAAAAUCUGAGAUUUAAAAACCCUAAUUAAAAAAAAAAAAAAUCUCUAUUUGUGAGAUUAGGGCUUCCUGUGGGGAAUGCAGAGAGAUGAGAGGAGCUUUGUUAACAAAGAGUGAACUUUGUUGCCGCGCCAAACGGUGCAUCGGCGGCAGAAAUUGCCACCGGAAACACGUUGAAGACGGGUGAUCCGAUCGCUCACAAGGGAAAAAAUUAUUCAUUACUCAUUUCUUAUUUCUCUCAUAUUUUCUUUGUUGUUCUCUCUUUCGUAUAUACAUAUAAACACAAUCUUUUCAAGAGUUUUGUCGCGGAUAUUCAGAGAUGGCAGAAAGAAGCAAAGAUAGCCACUCCAGCCAGCUCCUCCAUGGUAAAUACGAGCUCGGUCGGUUACUCGGACACGGCACUUUUGCUAAAGUGUACCACGGGCGUAACUUGCAAACCGGAAAGAGCGUGGCGAUGAAAGUUGUUGGAAAGGAGAAAGUGAUAAAGGUCGGAAUGAUGGAGCAAGUGAAAAGAGAAAUAGCGGUUAUGAAGAUGGUGAAACAUCCGAACAUCGUCGAGUUACACGAGGUCAUGGCGAGUAAGUCCAAGAUUUACUUCGCCAUGGAACUCGUUAGAGGCGGCGAGUUGUUUUCGAAGAUUGCCAAAGGCAGAUUGAGGGAGGACGUUGCUAGAGUUUAUUUCCAACAGUUAAUCUCAGCCGUUGAUUUUUGUCACAGCCGUGGCGUUUAUCACCGUGAUUUAAAGCCUGAAAAUCUUCUCCUUGACGAGGAUGGUAACUUGAAGGUUACUGAUUUCGGCCUCAGUGCUUUCGCUGAGCAUCUGAAGCAAGACGGAUUGCUGCAUACUACGUGCGGCACUCCUGCAUAUGUUGCACCGGAAGUGAUUGGGAAGAAAGGUUACGAUGGAGCCAAAGCAGAUCUCUGGUCUUGUGGUGUUAUUCUUUACGUUCUUCUUGCUGGUUUCUUGCCUUUUCAAGACGAUAACAUAGUGGCUAUGUAUCGAAAGAUUUAUCGAGGCGACUUUAAAUGUCCACCGUGGUUCUCAUCUGAAGCGCGCAGAUUGAUCACCAAGCUGCUCGAUCCGAAUCCUGCUACUCGAAUUACAAUCAGCAAAAUUAUGGAUUCAUCGUGGAUUAAAAAAUCAGUGCCGAAAACUGUAACGAGUAAGGAGGAAAUGGAGUUUGAUGCGUUCAAUGGGGACAAAUCAAAGCAGCCUGAAACUUUAAACGCUUUUCAUAUUAUCUCUUUAUCCGAAGGGUUUGAUUUGUCACCGUUGUUCGAAGAGAAAAAGAGGGAGGAGAAAGAGGAGUUGAGGUUCGCCACAACGAGGCCAGCAAGCAGUGUGAUAUCAACAUUAGAGGAGGUUGCUAAGGCUGGGAAAUUCAGCGUAAAGAAGAGCGAAACCAAAGUGAGGAUGCAGGGUCAAGAGAGUGGAAGAAAAGGUAAAUUAGCUAUAGCUGCUGAGAUAUUCGCUGUCACGCCGGCGUUUUUAGUGGUGGAGGUCAAGAAAGAUAACGGCGACACUCUUGAAUACAAUCAAUUCUGUAGCAAAGAGCUUAGACCUGCUCUUAAGGACAUCCUGUGGACUUCCCCUGCUGAUAAUUCUACCAUUGCUUGAACUUGGAAAUUGCUUACUGUUUGUAGUUGGUAUUUUGUUAUUGUCGUUGAUGAAUGUUUGUUGCUUGAAAUUGACAUGGAAGUAGAGGUGGUCUUCUUAAUUUCUAUUCGCUUUUGUCUGAUUUAGUGUUUUGUGUCUCUUGAUUCCACAGGACAUGCUCUGUGAAUCAUUCAUCAGCUUUAAUUAUUAUUAUUUUUUGAUUGUUGGUAAUGUUCAAAGUUGGAUUAGUCUACUUUCUUUUGUAA